Messenger RNA from Spinacia oleracea (spinach), 2721 nucleotides. RefSeq lists its product as uncharacterized. The coding region runs from base 1 to 2721 and encodes 906 amino acids. Lineage: Eukaryota; Viridiplantae; Streptophyta; Magnoliopsida; Caryophyllales; Amaranthaceae. The record is from RefSeq and is a predicted model, not a curated record. The transcript is spliced from 4 exons.
AUGACACAGGUCACAGGAACUGAAAGCCAUGAAUUUGUUAUUUGGGUCCAGUUUUUGUUGUUGAUAUUAUUGUUGUUGCUUGCUUUUGUUGUCGUUGUUGCUGUUUUUGCUCUUGUUGUUCUUGGUGUUUUUGGUUGUAUCAUGACUUUAGCCGGUGAAACAGAAGGUAUGAGUCGAAGUUGGAUGUAUGAGAAGCGAACUUCGUCGGGGUUCUUGAACGGGGUAGAGGAGUUUUGUAGAUGUGCUUUGGAGCAUCAAGAAAAUGUACAAGAUAAUGGGUUUUAUUGUCCAUGUGUGGAUUGCGAAAAUGUGAGUAGGGUUAGUAGUAUCAAAACAUUAAGAGAUCAUGUGAUUCGUCGUGGGUUUAGGCAACAAUACCAUGUGUGGAUAUGGCAUGGUGAGAUCGGAGGAUAUACGGGAAAUUCCAGUGAAAAUCCAAUUAUUGACCACCAUGUACACACUGAACCUAUUGAUCGGACCGAGGAUAUGUUUUCGGAGGAAGAUGAUGAAGGUGAAGAAGACGUGGAUGAUGAUAUUGAGGAGGAUCAUAUAGAUGAAAUGAUGGAGGCAAUUCAAGAUAAGCCUCAUUUAUUUGAACGUUUGUCAGAAGCUGCUGAGAAACCUUUGUAUCCUGGAUGUGUCAAGUACACUCAGUUGUCGGCUGUGUCAGUGUUGACCAACCUGAAAAUAAAGGGCGGUGUGACUGACGCAAUUUUUUCACAAUUUUUGGAGGCAUUAGAGGACAUGUUUCCCGAAGGGAAUGUGUUGCCUAAGUCAACUUAUUAUGCCAACAAGUUGAUGUGUCCUUUUGGAUUAGCAUAUGAGAAAAUAGAUGCUUGUCCAAAUGAUUGUAUUUUGUAUCGAAAAGAGUUUGCAGAUUUAGAUAAAUGUCCUCGGUGUGGUAAGUCUCGUUACAAGCUCCCAGAUGGAGUUAUGCCCGGGGAAGGCAAGAAAGGUCCCUCUGCUAAACUGCUUUGGUAUCUUCCAAUAAUACCAAGGUUUAGACGAUUGUUUUCAAUAAAGAAGGAGGCAAAGAACUUGAGGUGGCAUGCAGAUAAGAGGAAGAAAGAUGGGUUGCUUAGACAUCCGGCAGAUUCUCCUCAAUGGAAAGAUAUUGAUGAAGAAUUUCCAGAAUUCGGCAAAGAAGAUAGGAAUCUUAGGCUUGCGCUUUCUACUGACGGAAUGAACCCAUUUGGUAGUCUAAGCAGUCAACACAGCACUUGGCCUGUUCUGUUAGUAAUUUAUAAUUUGCCUCCUUGGUUGUGCAUGAAGUCAAAGAAUAUUAUGUUAUCCUUACUUAUACAAGGGCCGAAACAACCAGGAAACGAUAUUGAUGUAUACCUUGCUCCGCUCAUUGAUGAUUUGAAAAAAAUGUGGGAUGAAGGUAUUUCUGUUUUUGAUGCGUAUGGUGAUGAGAUUUUCACGUUGCGUGCAAUGUUAUUUUGUACCAUCAAUGACUACCCGGCUUAUGGUAACUUGUCAGGGUAUAAGGUAAAGGGAAAGAUGCCAUGCCCAGUUUGUGAAGAUGAUAUGGAAUCAACCUGGUUGCCAAAUUCUAGAAAACACGUGUAUCCAGUUCAUAGAAAGUGGCUAAAUAGGUUUCAUCCUUAUCGAAAGAAAAAAUCUCUAUUUGAUGGCAACGUGGAAGAACGUAGAUUUCGUAGACCGUCAUCUGGAAGAGAGGUUUACAACCGUGUUAAAGGCAUAGAGACGGUUUUUGGAAAAUCUGGGAAAAAUAAAAAAGAUGGAAUUUGGAAGAAGGAGUCUGCCUUUUGGAAACUGGAAUAUUGGAAGCAUCUGUCAGUUAGACAUUGUCUCGAUGUAAUGCACAUAGAAAAAAAUGUGUGUGAGGCCAUUUUGGGUACAUUGUUGAACAUGGAUAAGAAAUCGAAGGAUGGCAUUAAGGUGCGAAGAGACAUGCAACACCUGAAGAUUCGACCUCAUUUAUGGCCAAAGCUUAAGGAAAAGGCCAGAAAGGGGAAAGGUAAGUCUUACUAUUUACCCCCUGCUUGCUAUACAUUGUCUAAAGUUGAGAAAAGAAUAUUUCUAGAGUGUCUUUAUGGAAUUAAAGUUCCUAAGGGCUACUCAUCGAAUAUAAGAAAGCUUGUGUGUAUGACUGAAUUGAAAUUACAUGCAAUGAAAUCCCAUGAUUGUCAUGUCAUGAUGCAAGUAUUGUUGCCCAUUGCAAUUCGUGGGAUUUUGCCUAAGCAUGUAAGAGAUGCCAUCACGAGACUUUGUUCGUUUUUCAAUACAAUAUGCAACAAGGUACUUGAUCCGGAGGAAUUAGACAAACUACAAGCUAAUGUAGUUGUAACACUGUGCCAGUUUGAGAUGUAUUUUCCGCCUUCGUUUUUCGACAUAAUGGUUCAUUUAGUUGUCCAUCUUGUUCGAGAAAUCAAGCUUUGUGGUCCAGUGUUCAUGAGAUGGGCUUAUCCUUUUGAAAGGCAUAUGGGGUGCAUGCAGAGAAAGGUGAGGAAUCCCGCACGACCAGAAGCAAGUAUGAUUCAAGGAACUGUGUCGGCGGAGAUUGGUGCGUUUAUUGCUGAAUAUAUGUCCAGAGCUGAACCAAUCGGACUUCCUAAAUCUCGACAUGAGGGGAGACUUGAAGGCAAAGGCACAAUUGGUGCUAAAGAUAUCAGUGCUCCAUUAGAGAAACAGAUGCAAGCCCACUUAUGUGUGCUACAACAACUCACAGAGGCCACAAAAUCUCCAAUACGAUAA